This is a messenger RNA of Daldinia caldariorum, 2179 nucleotides long. Its product is annotated as RNA-binding domain-containing protein. Gene Ontology annotation, cellular component: U2-type prespliceosome; U1 snRNP; precatalytic spliceosome. Gene Ontology annotation, biological process: mRNA splicing, via spliceosome. Gene Ontology annotation, molecular function: U1 snRNA binding; mRNA binding. Lineage: Eukaryota; Fungi; Ascomycota; Sordariomycetes; Xylariales; Hypoxylaceae. Bases 292 to 1452 code for a protein of 386 amino acids. The transcript is spliced from 4 exons. The record is from RefSeq and is a predicted model, not a curated record.
CAUACCUAGGUACGUAGGUAUGUACAUGUGUACCUGGCUAGGCUAAGUCUAAAUUUGAAUGGAGCAUUUUUGGAGCUUUCAAAGCAAUUUCCUCGACUUCUCCCCUAACGACGCGAAAAAACAAUUAACUUGACUCUUUUUAAUUCUUUCAUCCAUCAUUGAAAGACUGUGUCUAUUCGCAAGGCCUCCUUUCUUUUUUUAUAUCUUCCAUUUAACUUUAACUUUCCGAUUCUCCUUGUAUUUGUAAAUUUACUACUUUCGUUUCCUAUUCCAGAGAGCGACGACGCGACAAUGACAGACAAACUUCCGCCAAAUCUUCUCGCCCUCUUCGCGCCGCGACCGCCUUUGCGAUGGGUGCCUGCUCCCGAUUUCCCACCCGAGCAGCGAAGAACGCAUAAUAUUACCGGCGUCGCCAAUUAUCUUCCUUCUCUUGCUUACUAUAAGGAAAGCGACAAUUACACCCCUACUGAGAGCUGGCUGCAGAUGCGCGACAGGAAGAAGCUAGAAAAGAAGGCUCAACAAGAGAGGAUAUUGACCGAGGGUCCAUUACACUACAAGCCCAACGAGGAUCCUAACAUCCGUGGCGAUCCGUUCAAGACCUUGAUUGUCGCACGACUAAGCUAUGAUGCUACCGAGCACGACCUAGAAAAGGAAUUUGGACGUUUUGGUCCUAUCGAACGCAUUCGUAUCGUGACUGAUACACACGCCCACGAAAGGCCAAACAAGAAGAAGAAGCCCCAUCGUGGAUAUGCUUUUGUUGUUUUCGAGCGUGAGAAAGACAUGAGAGCUGCUUUAGAUGGUUGCGAUGGAAUUCGCAUUAGGGACCGCCGAAUUAAGGUAGAUGUCGAAAGAGGUCGAACGGUUAAGGGCUGGAAACCUCGUCGUUUUGGUGGUGGUCUGGGUGGCCGAGGAUAUUCCAAGGCUGCGCCUCCUCAACCUCGCGGCCCCGUAUUCGGAGCCGGUUUCGGUGGACGUGACGGUUUCCGCGGGGGUUUCCAGGGCCGUGGAAGAGGAGGAGGGUUUGGGGGUGGCCGUGACCGCGGUUUCCGAGGUGGAGGUAGCGGUGGUGGAGGGGAUUUCGGCUCUGGUCGUGAUCGUGGUUCUGGUCCGCAAAACGGGUAUAACCCGCCUCCCAAUGCGCCGGCUGGUCCCAACUACGGCGGACGUCGUGGAUUCGGUGGAGGUGAUCGGGACCGCAGCGGACCAGGGGGACCAGGGGGACCAGGUGGUGGGUAUGACUCGCGCAACGGCAGUCGCUCAUAUGAUGAUAGAUCAGGCGGACAUCGUGACGGAGGCAGAUUUGGCGACCGCGACCGCCGAAGCGGCGCCAACUUCGAACCGGUUCGUGGCGGACGAGAGUAUCGCGACUACGACCGGUCGAGAGACGACGAGAGCCGGAAACGGGGUUUCGAAGGAACAUACGAGGAUCCCCGAAAGCUACGACGCUACUAAGCCGAUCAUUCUUAUCGAGACAAGAGCCGUUUGUCUUGGUGGGUAUCUUCUGUCUUCCGUUCUUCUGCAUGCACACAGACAAGCAUCCCGACUUUUCCUUCUGCCUUUAGCCACCAAGGGUAAGCAAGGGUAAGAUGGUUUUGAAAAGCUACCGAAUGAACGAAAGCUACUUGACACCAGACGACGACCAAGUCAAAAGGUAAAGAAAGCGGACAAGACAUUGGAACGUCGCACAGCCCAGCCGAGCUUAGACCGGAAUCCUACUACUCCACCCCUAUCUAACAGUGGCUCUGGUGGCUCACGUUUCAAUGUCCUAUUCACCAUCUCCCGGAUCGCCUAUAGGCGUUAUUAAUGCCAGAAAGUAGCGAGGUAAUCCGUUUUCCUUUUUAACACUUACAUGUACUCUAUGAUGACCGUAGGGAAUAAUUGCAAGGUUUAGUUGAGUCGAAAGCAAUGAAUGGCGAGUAGUUCCUUUUCUCAUCAGGUAAGGUCGGAGGUAAGAAAUGAUGGGUAUGCCUACUGACCGGGGAUGAUGAUCUAUUGUUAAGCUGGAAAAGGGCCAGAGGCGUUGGAUGGGAGUUGAAAAAAGAGGAAUAAUGAGUCAAGUUGUGUUGUAAUCCCGUGUAUUAGGUAGGAAUAGUUCUUGUCUUCGACUUCAUUUGGCAUGACUUGACAUGUUUCUCACGAGACACAGCAUCGAAUUGUAUUGUAAGAUAGUCACGAAAGA